AUGCUGACAAAAACCUGUGAUCUAGUGGCAAAGAGUGAACCUGCCCUGCCUCUUGGUUAUCUCCCAUUGCGCAAAUGGAUUUCAGGUUACGGAUACCGACGAGGGAGCGUAAACCGCGGUGCCGCCAUUGAUACUGAGGUUGUUGUUACUGAAGUUCCAAAACAAGUGCCGCUGCUGCCUUUUGUAAAGGUAGUCUAG
Lathyrus sativus (Indian pea) is the source of this 198-nucleotide messenger RNA. NCBI's taxonomy places the organism in Eukaryota, Viridiplantae, Streptophyta, Magnoliopsida, Fabales, Fabaceae. The record is from the annotation of a GenBank genome assembly.